Felis catus (domestic cat) is the source of this 1275-nucleotide messenger RNA. It is a transcript of the gene EXOSC3, whose product is annotated as exosome component 3. The coding region runs from base 436 to 1182 and encodes 248 amino acids. The transcript has 3 exons. Gene Ontology annotation, molecular function: RNA binding. NCBI's taxonomy places the organism in Eukaryota, Metazoa, Chordata, Mammalia, Carnivora, Felidae. The record is from RefSeq and is a predicted model, not a curated record. Gene Ontology annotation, biological process: poly(A)-dependent snoRNA 3'-end processing; U4 snRNA 3'-end processing; nuclear polyadenylation-dependent rRNA catabolic process. Gene Ontology annotation, cellular component: nuclear exosome (RNase complex); cytoplasmic exosome (RNase complex).
GACUGACACCCUCAUCAGGUUGUUACAGCCACCUUAGCCCUUGGUAUUUUCAUGUGAAGACCGCUAACUCCUCCAGCGCAGGGGCCGUGAUUCAGCUGACUCCCCGGCUCACUUCCUGACUCAGAGCAAAUGCUCAACUAGUGUUGUUGACUGAAAGGAAAAAACACAAACAAAAAUCCGCCCAAUUUCACCAGUCAACAAAGAAAGGCAACCAUGACAUGUUACUUUUCCAGUUUCUCAAGUCGCAAAGAUUUUUAAAAAGGAAGUAUGGGGAAACUGUCCGGAAGGAUGUGGUCAGGUCCAACCUUUCCAAAAAUCAAUCUGGUAACUUUUCGGAAGAAAAUCCUGAGAAGUGGGGAGGUAGAAGCCAGAGCCAAUUGAGGGUGGCGCCGCCCUUACAGCACGGGCUCCCAGUGGGCAGCCCCCCAACAGGCAAUGGGCCUAAUCCUCCUGGGCCAAUCUGCUAGGCAGCCCCCACCUGGGGGCCUAGAGCUAAGCGCGUUUCGACCCGACAAGGCCUGCGUUAACUGCAUGGGCUCGGCCUCCUAUGCAUUCCCCAGUCCCACCGCCAUUUUUACAUCCAGAAACGACCGCACGCGCUAUUUGGAAACGCAACUUCGUACCCGCGACCCAACUGGACCCCAAAGCCAGACCUGCACGUCACAGAAGUCCUGGCCGCUGCGAGGAACCAGGCUCCACAUACUCGCUGGCGGUCUGGACUCCCCACUCACCCGCACGCGGAAGGACCUCAGCAUCUCCGGGGCCUUGCCCACCACGCGCCCACCACGCCAGCCACGGCCGUGCGCUCUCACUCAACAGAGGCUGCACAGCGCCGAGUCCCCAAGGUUGCUACGAAACCACACCACACGUAGGAGCGUCUUGAAUCCUGAGGUGCGACCUGAAACAUCUGAAGUGAAGGAUGUGCCAUCGACUCAAGUUGCGUGUUUCGAGUGCCGAUUUGCAGAAAGACUGCAAGAUAGGUGGCGGGGUAGAGACACUAUCGCAGCCACCUUGGCGGAACCCUCCAGCCCACAGCUCGCAGGUUUCGUGGACGUAGGUUCUCCAAUAGACCGCUACUACCGGAAACGGAAAGCCUUGGGCCGGCUGGAGAUUGGACGCGGGGCCGGAAGCGGAAUAUGUCCCAGUGAAAGGAGACCACGUGAUUGGCAUAGUGACAGCUAAAUCUGGAGAUAUAUUCAAAGUUGAUGUUGGAGGGAGUGAGCCAGCUUCUUUGUCUUACUUGGCAUUUGAAGGUGCAACUAAAAGAAACAGACC